GUUUUCACUGGUAUCUUUGCUGGUGAGAUGUUUGCCAAGCUGGCUGCCAUGGAUCCAUACUACUACUUCCAGGAGGGCUGGAAUUGUUUUGACAGCUUCAUCGUGACCCUCAGUUUAGUCGAGCUGGUAUUGGCUGACAUUGAGGGUCUAUCUGUGCUCAGGUCAUUCCGAUUGGUGAGUAGGAAAAGUGGUGUGGAUUGGAAUGAGGGAGCGUAUUGAUAACCAUCUAUGACCCUGAUGUCCAGACAAUAUACCACAGGUGUGGUGAAGGGUUCACUCUGCAGCAGAGUUAGCUUGACUUGACUAAUGACCAAAUUCUCAUACAGUAUGAUCAACAUGUAUUGACAUCUAACCCCCCCCCCCCCCACACACACACACACACACCUCAAAUCUGUCUCUCCUCCCCUCCCUCCCUCUCUGUCUCUUAUCUAGCUGAGAGUGUUUAAGCUGGCCAAGUCGUGGCCCACACUCAACAUGCUCAUCAAAAUCAUUCAUUCUUCUGUGGGAGCCCUGGGAAACUUGACCUUGGUGCUGGCCCUUAUCGUCUUCAUCUUCGCCGUGGUUGGCAUGCAACUGUUUGGAAAGAACUACAAGGACUGUGUUUGUAAGAUCGCUAUAAGCUGUAAGCUGCCCCGUUGGCACAUGAACGACUUCUUUCACUCAUUUCUCAUGGUGUUUCGGGUUCUGUGCGGGGAGUGGAUCGAAUCCAUGUGGGACUGCAUGGAGGUGGCCGGCCAGAACAUGUGCAUGAUCGUCUUCUUGAUGGUCAUGGUCAUAGGCAACUUGGUGGUAAGAAAAACAACCAUUGAAAUAUCCAUAUUCGAGUAGCAGUUUCUUGCAUACCCUACCUGUGAAGAUCAGGCCUUCACUUAGUGAAUUGGAAGCAAGUAGCAUUUCUGCAUCCACAUCCACGUGUAACAAUGGUUUGUGCAUUAUAAUUUUGGUCUGGUUAAGCCUGAUAUCAGUUAGUUUGCAGUUAGUGACACAUCUGCUAAGACCUGCUCUCUGUGCACGGCCCUCUCCCCAGGUGUUGAACCUGUUCCUUGCUUUGUUGCUGAGCUCGUUCAGCGCAGACAACCUGGCACCCUCAGACGAUGAUGGAGAACAGAACAACCUGCAAAUAGCCGUCGGUCGAAUAAAGACGGGGAUUGCCUGGGCCAAGGUCUUUGUAGCCGAGGUUAUGAAGAAGGUAUGCUGUGAUGGCAUGUCCUCUAUGUUAUGUUAUGUAUGACAUCACUCUGAUGUCAUUGUUGUGUUGUUUCUGUGUUGUUUUAACAACACCAAGACAAACUCUUUCACAAUGUACUUGAACGUCAGUAUUUGUUUCCUGACUGAUUUUAAAUCUGAUUCUGAUUGCAAGGAGGAGGAAGAAGCAGAGGAUGAGCAGAAGCAUCUUGAUGAGUUUGACGAGAAGCUUAACUGCAUCGCGAACCAGAAGGGCAUAGACAUCAACCGCGAGUUGGACUACAUCAAUGGCACUACCAGCGGUAUUGGCAGUAGCGUGGGCAAGUACAUGAUCGACGAGGACCACAUGUCCUUCAUCCACAAUCCCAACCUGACCGUGUGCGUUCCCAUUGCGGUCGGGGAGUCAGACUUCGAUAACCUCAACACCGAGGACUUCAGCAGCGAGUCGGAUGCGGAGAACAGCAAAGACGUGAGUAUGGAGGAAUGGGUGUGAUAAAUUAUUUCUAUGCUAUUUAAAUAUAGAAAUGUAUACUUUUGGUUGGGCCGUGGGGUAUAUAAGAGGGGAGGUGGGUGGUUGAGGAAGGUGGUUAAUCGGAAAAUGGGAAGGGGUGUUUUUGGUGCUUGAUUAGGUGGAAGGUUUGACAGAGUUCUGUUGGAGGUUUAAGAUAAGUUGUUAAUUGAGUUGUUGAGACUUUGUCAAAUAUAGCAUCCACUCCUCUAAGAUUGCUCAUACUUCUGACUUCUUAUAUGUUUUUUGUAGGUUUUCACAGAAUCUAAAUGCAUUAGCUGAAUAUGUCUUCCCUACAUAGCCACAAAAGUGUGACACAUUCAUAUUUCUCAAAAACAACUUUAUUUCAAAGGAGUACCAUACUGCACAUGUGCAGUUUGUUGCAGCUCGUUAACUUGAGAUGAUCACGUGUUUCUACGUAGCUUGGUGGCCAUGACACUGCUAGCUAGCGUGAUCAAGGGUUUGUAUUGGAAUGGCCGUUAGAAAUGUCUCUUUCUGUAUAGAACCUCUUUGAUUUAGCUAUAUCUCACCUAACUAAACAUGUUUCAUAGCUAAACCAACAAGCUAGUUAGCUAACUAGCACAACUAACACAAUGUAUUUUGCAAACCUAGAUAGCUAGGUACUGAAACAAAUGCAACGGAUCUGUAACUCAAAUCAGAAAUCACAACAGGAUUAGCUUAUACCAAUCAAAAGAUAGUUAUUUUAGUAAUCGCAUCGUCUUUCACAAGUUGAACCGUGGCUAAUGUGUUUGCCUUUAUCCGUCACCGGCUCUCCUGAUGAGUAGAAGGAGGUAAUGUAUAUGCUUUUGUUAGCAAAUGCAAGCUACAAUAUGCCAAUGAUGAGACUGUGACCAUAGAAAAAUAACUCCUAGAAGUGGAAUAGCCUCUCAAACCAUGGCAAUUUGACGGCCCCUUGUGGGUACACUCAAUAUGGCUGACAUUGUAUGCUUAAUUGCCACGUUAACAUGGAAUGUUCAUUAAAAUGAUGCUGUGGCUUUAUAAUGUCAAUUGUGUUGACUGUUAAUAAAGCACAAAUUGAAUGCUGUACUUCCAGCUUUAUUUUCUGAUCAUGGGUACUCUAAAAAUGUCCGCCGGUCUACCCAUCACCGACCCAUUGACUUGAAUAGGGUUGUCCGUUCUAUGAAUUAUAUUUCUAUGACUGACUUUGAAGGUAAUGUACAGCUACAUUUAUGUUAGCUAAUACAAGCUGCAAUACGGUAGUGAUGAGAAAGAAUGACUUUGUGACUAAAUAGGAUUUAGCAAGGUGUGCCAACAAAGUGCUUACCUUCACAUGCGCAUCUUCUAAUGGUUAACUAGAAAUAGUUAACACGCUCCAGAAAACAAAUCAAUCCCAGGAAAAAUGUAUUCCUUAUAGCAAAACAUUAUGCCUCAAGCUUAUUAGUGUGCUUGAUCCCACUACUAACCAGGGGUUGGAACCAAAAUUAUUUUCCAAUCGUUUCAUUCUGAACAGAACCAUUAUUUAUUUCAUUCCGCUCCACUGUUCCGACCAGCAAAAUAAAGUUCUGAACCAGUUCGAACCAAAAAAAAAGUACCAGUUUCUAUCGUUCCUUUCUAUUCCUUUUUAAACCUCUGAAACUGUCAUUUGUUUUACAUUUAGCAUAUAUAUAUAUAAAUAAACAAGUAUUUUUUCACAAAAAUAGUGCACUGGGCCUUUACUAGUCCUGUAUUAGUACAGGGAAAUGUUUUCUUCAGCACCAUGUUUGUAACGUCGGCAGUAGGCUACAGUAACCUAUGCUUCAGAGGGGAGGGGCAGAUAGCCUACACACAAGUACACCCACUGGCAAAGAUUUCCAGCUGGCAGGCAGACGCUGGAAUACGUUUCUGAGUGGCAGUGAGGGCUUUGCAUUUAUGCUUUGUUGCGAUUUUUGUGGGACUGGAAAAAAUUGCCAGAACGUAAAAUAACGUUAUUAACCGGUUCCCAUGCUUUUAAAAUAACGGUUCUGUUCCGGAACAGUAUAGAUCACUUUAGUUUCAGGUUAGGGUUCUGUUCCUCAAAUAAUUUCAUUAUUUUCUGGUCCAACCCUUGCUACUAACCACUAUUGUUAUCCAGCAUUUUCAUUUUAAUUAAUGUGCUUGCUUCAGCAAGACCACUUCUGUUAAAUAGCUGAUGCAAUCGCUCACAUUUUCUUCAGGAAAUGUUCCUUUUCUAGUUAUAGCAUGAUGCUUUGCAGAGUAGCCAAAUACAGCGCCUUCAGAAAGUGUUUAUACCGCUUGACUUAUUCCACAUUUUGUUGUGUUACUGCCUGAAUUCAACCAUAUUUUCUCACCCAUCUACACAAAAUACCCCAUAAUGACAAAGUAAAAACAUGUUUAUAGAAAUGUUUGCAUAUCUAUUGAAAAUGAAAUUCAGAAAUAUCUCAUUUAUAUAAGUAUUCACACCCCUGAGUCAGUACAUGUUAGAAUCAUCUUUGGCAGCGAUUACAGCUGUGUGUCUUUCUGGGUAAGUCUCUAAGAGCUUUGCACACCUGGAUUGUACAAUAUUUGCACUUCUUUUAUUUAUUUUUAUUCCUCAAGUUCUGUCAAGUUGACAGCCAUUUUCAAGUCUUGCCAUAGAUUUUCAAGCCGAUUUAAGUCAAACUUGUAACUAGGCCACUCAGGAACAUUCAGUGUCAUCUUGGUAAGCAACUCCAGUGUAUAUUUGGCCUUGUGUUUUAGGUUAUUGUCCUCCUAAAAGGUGAAUUUGUCUCCCAGUGUCUGUUUGGAAAGCAGACUGAACCAGGUUUUCCUCUAGGAUUUUGCCUGUGCUUAGCUCUAUUCCAUUUAUUUGUAUCAUUAAAAAAAACUCCCUAGUCCUUGCUGAUGACAAGCAUACCCAUAACAUGAUUCAGCCACCACCAUGCUUGAAAAUAUGAAGAGUGGUACUCAGUGAUGUGUUGGAUUUUCCCCAAACACAACGCUUUGUAUUCAGGACAUAAAGUACAUUUCUUUGCCACAUCUUUUGCAGUUUUACUUUAGUGCUUUAUUGCAAACAGAAACCAUAUUUAGGAAUAUUUGUAUUCUGUACAUGCUUUCUUCUUUUCGCUCUGUCAUUUAGGUUAGUAUUGUGGAGUAACUACAAUGUUGUUGAUCCAUCCUCAGUUUUCUCCUAUCACAGCCAUUAAACUCUGUAACUGUUUUAAAGUCACCAUUGGCCUCAUGGUGAAAUCCCUGAGCGGUUUGCUUCCUCUCUAGUAACUGAGUUAGGAAGGACGCCUGUAACUUUGUAGUGAGUGGGUGUAUUGAUACACCAUCCAAAGUGUAAAUAAUAACUUCACCAUGCUCAAAGGGAUAUUCAGUGUCUCCCUUUUUUUUUUUUUACCCAUCUACCAAUAGGUGCCCUUUUUCACGAGGCAUUGGAAAACCUCCCUGGUCUUUGUGGUUGAAUUGGUGUUUGAAAUGUACUGCUCGACUAAGGGGCCUUACAGAUAAUUGUAUGUGUGGGGUACAGAGAUGGUACAAAUUAUUAUGUGACUUGUUAAGCAAAUUCUUGCUCCUGAACUUAUUUAGGUUUGCCAUAACAAAGGGGUUGAAUACUUUUCAGCUUUUCAUUUUUUAUUAACUUGUAAACAUUAAAAAAAGAACAAUUCCACUUUGACAUUAUGGGGUAUGAUCUCAAUUGUAGCCAUUUUAAAUUCAGGCUGUAACACAAGAAAAUGUGGAAAAAGUAAAGGGGUGUGAAUACUUUCUGAAGGCACUGUAUAUGCUGAGGCUCUUGAGAUUGCAGUCUUAAUGUAGUGGAUGAUGUAACGGCUUAAAGUGCAUUUGUGUGUAUAUGUGUGUGUAUGCAAUGUGUGUCUUUUUAAUCCACUCAUCAACACUGGACUGAGCGGUGAAUAGAGAACGGUGAACACAGAGGGGCGAACACAGGAGACCGGCAGAUGACCUGACGUUUCAGAAAAUGUGUUUAGACAUGGCAGUACCACUGAAUCUGCAGACUGACAGACAGACAGACUGACGGACACUGCUUUGUGUAUGUCAACGUGUGGGAAAGGUCCUUCUCACUCGUACAGUAUGUGGAUAUGUUGUGGAGCGUUGAUGCUUGGGUCACCUUGACCUGGUUUGCAGAGGGAAGUUAUGCAGCAGCUCCAAUACCUGUACCAGAUCCCCAGUCUUCUCCCCUACCUGUCUCCACCAACCACACGGCAGGCUAUCCUGCAGCUAAGCCUGUCACAGCCCAGCCCUGCAGCGAUUGGACGGACACAGAGCCCCUGUCAGCCAGUCAGCGAUCUGUCUGUCUGUUUGUGAUACUGGAGAAAGAGAGCAAGAGAGAGGGGGAGAGAGAGACUCUGUGUGAGAGUAAGAGAGAGAAGCACAGUCUUUCUGCUGACGAUUCAGGAUUCUAAAGUGAAGCGUCAUUCAUCCGUGAAUUGGAUUGGCUCUGUGUGUGUGUGUGUGUGUGUGUGUGUGUGUGUGCGUGCAUGCGUGUGUUUCCUAGUUCACCUUGACUUACUGUUCAGCUUUAAGAUGAUUUAUUAGGUUGGCUAGACCAGGCAUAUGUCUGUUUAAACGUCUCUACCUAAACAUGCUGGUCGAAAUCAGCCUCAAUAUAUUUACAUUUUAGGCCUGUCAUAGGCCUAUGUGUUGAAUCAUCUCUCCAUAACUGUUUCACUGUAAUCAUAUCAAAUAAUACUUUGGUAACGGUCGUCGUUUGUAGCUGGACUGUUGUAUUUAAGAAUUUCUUCUGAGAGUCUGUGAGUAUCUUUACCAUGAGACAUGAAUUAAAAAGCCCAGGCCUAUGAUCCUUCCCCCACCUCACUUUAAUUUACAUUUUACAUUUUAGUCAUUUAGCAGACGCUCUUAUCCAGAGCGACUUACAGAUAGUGAGUGCAUACAUUUUUCAUACUGGCCCCUCUUGAUUGCCAUAUGUGUUUUAUCCUGUGCAUUGAGUAAAAGCUUUUACCACUGGAUCUAAUGCUCUAGUCUAUUUACAUAAAGAUACCUAGAAACAAAUCAUGCAUCACUGUCAAUUCUGCAUAUGCAUAUUUAUCAGUGACCAGCCCUAAUAAUGUAAUCAAUCAGCAGCCAAGGUUAAUGACUAGCUGGUCAAUGUUGCUAUUAAUAAUACUCACUUCAGGGCAAAUAGACAAGGUUACCCACACAUCCAUGGUCGGAAUGUAAGAGAAUGUGUUAAAAAUGCAGACAACACGUAGCAUCUAACCUCCAACUGCAACACAGAGUUUUUCCUGGUUAGGUUACGUGGCCCUUAAAUCAUUAUACCUAUGAGGUAUCCACAGAAAGGGUGAGCGGGUGACUAGUGGAUGCUUUUGUAGGCAGUGGGUACCACUGUGCAGUAUCUUUGUACAUACUAGCUCAUAACACCACAUAAUGUUCUGUGAUGUUAGGAGUUUGAUUUGAGGUUCCUCCCUUCCUCUCUCCUGUUUCUGUCUGACCCUCUCUCCUGUUGUCUGCCUCAGCUGGAUGACACUAGCUCUUCGGAGGGCAGCACCAUAGACAUCAAGCCUGAUGUGGAGGAGGUGGUGGUGGUGGAGGUUGUGGAGGAGUUCCUGGACCCAGAUGCCUGCUGGACAGAUGGUAACUAAGAACCCACAGAGAGACACAGGGCUCAGUCUGGCCACAAUAGCACUUAUUGGCCAUGCCAAGUGUGGGUCUGUGAGUGUUUGUCAUCAUCUUCAGUUUGUAUGGCAUAAUGAGGCCAUUUUAUGUGUGUGUGUAGUCAAUAGUGUGUACAUGUACUAAACGUGUUUGUCUGUAUCAUUAACAGUGAGUGUGUGUGUGUGUGUGUGCCCUCUUAUCCAGAAUGCGUUGCCAAGUAUACGUUUUUGUACUUGCCCAUCGAUCAUGGCUGGGGGAAGCACUGGUGGUUCCUGAGGAAGACAAGCUACCUGAUCGUGGAGCAUAACUGGUUUGAGACGGUCAUCAUCUUCAUGAUCCUUCUCAGUAGCGGGGCGUUGGUAAGAACGCACACACACACGUUUGUUUUACUAUCCUUCUGGGGACCAAACAAUUGAUUCCCAUUCAAAAUCCUAUUUUUCCAAACCCUAAACCUAACCCUAAUCCUUAACCUAAACCUAACCCUAACUCCUAAACCUAACCCUAACUCUAAUUCUAACCCUAGCCCUAAACCUAACCCCUAAGCCUUUUUCCUUGGGUGGACCUGUGAAAUGUCCCCACUUGUUUUACUAUCCUUGUGGGGACUUCUGGUUCCCACAAGGAUAGUAAAACAAAACACACACACACACACACACUAACAGUUUAGCUCAUACUGCACCAUUAAGUACUGUCUUACAGUAAACCGUAUCAGUUCUGACAGAAUGUACUGAAAUUGAAUAAUUAAAUAAUUAAAUAUUUUAUUCCCCCUUCUUGCAAAGUGUAAGUCUUAGAGAUAUCAUGCCUUUUGCCUUUCUUCUGCGACUGUUUGUGAUAUGAUUCUUGCUAAUGAGCAGCAAAGUUCUGUAAUGCAUUAACCUUUUAACCAAAGGAAUACAGCUUAGUUUGCAGCUUUCUGUGGGACUGUAGAACAAUGGUGAUUCAGAAUGCUUACAGUGCCUUCAGAAAGUAUUCACACCCCUUGAUUUUUUCCACAUUUUGUUGUGUUACAAGGUGGGAUAAAAAUUGAUUUAAUUGUCAUUUUUUGUCAAUGAUCUAAACAAAAUGUGUUUUCCUACCAUUUGUAAAAAUUUAUGAAAAAUAAAACACUAAUACAGUGGGGAAAAAAUGUAUUUAGUCAGCCACCAAUUGUGCAAGUUCUCCCACUUAAAAAGAUGAGAGAGGCCUGUAAUUUUCAUCAUAGGUACACGUCAACUAUGACAGACAAAAUGAGGAAAAAAAAUCCUGAAAAUCACAUUGUAGGAUUUUCUAUGAAUUUAUUUGCAAAUUAUGGUGGAAAAUAAGUAUUUGGUCAAUAACAAAAGUUUCUCAAUACUUUGUUAUAUACCCUUUGUUGGCAAUGACACAGGUCAAACGUUUUCUGUAAGUCUUCACAAGGUUGUCACACACUGUUGCUGGUAUUUUGGCCCAUUCCUCCAUGCAGAUCUCCUCUAGAGCAGUGAUGUUUUGGGGCUGUCGCUGGGCAACACAGACUUUCAACCCCCUCCAAAGAUUUUCUAUGGGGUUGAGAUCUGGAGACUGGCUAGGCCACUCCAGGACCUUGAAAUGCUUCGUACGAAGCCACUCCUUCGUUGCCCGGGUGGUGUGUUUGGGAUCAUUGUCAUGCUGAAAGACCCAGCCACGUUUCAUCUUCAAUGCCCUUGCUGACGGAAGGAGGUUUUCACUCAAAAUCUCACGAUACAUGGCCCCAUUCAUUCUUUCCUUUACACGGAUCAGUCGUCCUGGUCCCUUUGCAGAAAAACAGCCCCAAAGCAUGAUGUUUCCACCCCCAUGCUUCACAGUAGGUAUGGUGUUCUUUGGAUGCAACUCAGCAUUCUUUGUCCUCCAAACACGACGAGUUGAGUUUUUACCAAAAAGUUAUAUUUUGGUUUCAUAUGACAUUCUCCCAAUCCUCUUCUGGAUCAUCCAAAUGCACUCUAGCAAUCUUCAGACGGGCCUGGACAUGUACUGGCUUAAGCAGGGGGACACGUCUUGCACUGCAGGAUUUGAGUCCCUGGCGGCGUAGUGUGUUACUGAUGGUAGGCUUUGUUACUUUGGUCCCAGCUCUCUGCAGGUCAUUCACUAGGUCCCCCCGUGUGGUUCUGGGAUUUUUGCUCACCGUUCUUGUGAUCAUUUUGACCCCAUGGGGUGAGAUCUUGCGUGGAGCCCCAGAUCGAGGGAGAUUAUCAGUGGUCUUGUAUGUCUUCCAUUUCCUAAUAAUUGCUCCCACAGUUGAUUUCUUCAAACCAAGCUGCUUACCUAUUGCAGAUUCAGUCUUCCCAGCCUGGUGCAGGUCUACAAUUUUGUUUCUGGUGUCCUUUGACAGCUCUUUGGUCUUGGCCAUAGUGGAGUUUGGAGUGUGACUGUUUGAGGUUGUGAACAGGUGUAUUUUAUACUGAUAACAAGUUCAAACAGGUGCCAUUAAUACAGGUAACAAGUGGAGGACAGAGGAGCCUCUUAAAGAAGAAGUUACAGGUCUGUCAGAGCCAGAAAUCUUGCUUGUUUGUAGGUGACCAAAUACUUAUUUUCCACCAUAAUUUGCAAAUAAAUUCAUAAAAAAUCCUACAAUGUGAUUUUCUGGAUUUUUUUUCCUUAUUUUGUCUGUCAUAGUUGACGUGUACCUAUGAUGAAAAUUACAGGCCUCUGUCAUCUUUUUAAGUGGGAGAACUUGCACAAUUGGUGGCUGACUAAAUACUUUUUUUCCCCACUGUAGGUAUUCAACCCCCUGAGUCAAUACAUGUUAGAAUCACCAUUGGCAGUGAUUACAGCUGUGAGUCUUUCUGGGUAAGUCUCUAAGAGCUUUGCACACCUGGAUUGUACAAUAUUUGCAUUUAUUAUUUUAAAAAUUAUUCAAGCUUUGUCAAGUUGGUUAUUGAUUAAUGCUAGACAUACAUUUUCAUGUCGUGCUAUAGAUUUUCAAGCAGAUUUAAGUCAAAACUGUAACUAGGCCACUCAGGAAUAUUCAAUGUCGUCUAAGCAACUCCAGUGUAUAUUUGGCCUUGUGUUUUAGGUUAUUGUCCUGCUGAUAGGUGAAUUGGUCUCCCAGUGUCUGUUGUAAAGCAGACUGAACCAUGUUUUCCUCUAGGAUUUUGCCUAUGCUUAGCUCUAUUCCGUUUAUUUUUAUCCCCCCAAAAAACUCCCUAGUCCUUGCUGAUGACAAGCAUACCCAUAACAUGAUGCAGCCACCACCAUGCUUGAAAAUAUGAAGAGAGGUACACAGUGAUGUGUUGUGUUGGAUUUGCCUCAAACAUAACCGUUUGUAUUCAGGACAUAAAUUGAAUUUCUUUGACACAUUUUUUGCUUUUUUACUUUAGUGCCUUAUUGCAAACAGGAUGCAUGUUCUGGAAUACUUUUUUUCUGUACAAGCUUCCUUCUUUUCACUCUGUCAUUUAGGUUAGUAUUGCGGAGUAACUACAAUGUUGUUGAUACAUCCUCAGUUUUCUCCUAUCACAGCCAUUAAACUCUGUAACUGUUUUAAAGUCACCAUUGGCCUCAUGAUGAAAUCCCUGAGCGGUUCGCUUCCUCUCCGGCAACUGAGUUAGGAAGGACGCCUGUAUCUUUGUAGUGACUGGGUGUAUUAAUACACCAUCCAAAGCGUAUUUAAUAACUUCACCAUGCUCAAAGGGAUAUUCAAUGUCUACUUUUAUUUAUCUUUACCCAUCUACCAAUAGGUGCCCUUCUUUGCGAGGCAUUGGAAAAUCUUCCUGGUCAUUGUGGUUGAAUCUGUGUUUGAAAUUCACUGCUCGAUUGAGAGACGUAGAGAUAAUUGUAUGUGUGGGGUACAGAGAUGAGAUAGUCCUUCAAAAAUCAUGUUAAACACUAUUAUUGUGCACAGAGUGAGUCCAUGCAACAUAUUAUGUGACGUGUUAAGCACAUUUUUACUCCUGCACUUACAGUUGAAGUCAGAAGUUACAUACACUUAGGUUGGAGUCAUUAAAACUAGAUUUUUCAACCACUCCACAAAUUUCUUGUUAACAAAUUAUAGUUUUGGCAAGUCGGUUAGGACAUCUACUUUGUGCAUGACACAAGUAAUAUUUCCAACAAUUGUUUACAGACAGAUUAUUUCACUUAUAAUUCACUGUAUCACAAUUCCAGUGGGUCAGAAAUGUACAUACACUAAGUUGACUGUGCCUUUAAACAGCUUGGAAAAUUCCAGAAAAUGAUGUCAUGGCUUUAGAAGCUUCUGAUAGGCUAAUUGACAUCAUUUGACUUAAUUGGAUGUGGAUGUAUUUGAAGGCCUACCUUCAAACUCAGUGCCUCUUUACUUGUCAUCAUGGGAAAAUCAAAAGAAAUCAGCCAAGACCUCAGAAAACAAAUGGUAGACCUCUACAAGUCUGGUUCAUUCUUGGGAGCAAUUUCCAAACGCCUGAAGGUACCACGUUCAUCUGUACAAAAAAUAGUACGCAAGUAUAAACACCAUGGGACCAGGCAGCCGCCAUACCGCUCAGGAAGGAGACGCGUUCUGUCUCCUAGAGAUGAAAAGGUGCAAAAAGUGCAAAUCAAUCCCAGAACAACAGCAAAGGACCUUGUGAAGAUGCUGGAUGAAACAGGUACAAAAGUAUCUAUAUCCACAGUAAAACGAGUCCUAUAUCGACAUAACCUGAAAGGCCGCUCAGCAAGGAAGAAGCCACUGCUCCAAAACCGCCAUAAAAAAGCCAGACUACGGUUUGCAACUGCACAUGGGGACAAAGAUCAUACUUUUUGGAGAAAUGUCCUCUGGUCUGAUGAAACAAAAAUAGAACUGUUUGGCCAUAAUGACCAUCGUUAUGUUUCGAGGAAAAAGGGGGUGGCUUGCAAGCCGAAGAACACCAUACCAACCGUGAAGCACGGGGGUGGCAGCAUCAUGCUGUGGGGGUGCUUUGCUGGAUGAGGGACUGGUGCACUUCACAAAAUAGAUGGCAUCAUGAGGAUGGAAAAUGAUGUGGAUAUAUUGAAGCAACAUGUCAAGACAUCAGUCAGGAAGUUAAAGCUUGGUCGCAAAUGGGUCUUCCAAAUGGACAAUGACCCCAAGCAUACUUCCAAAGUUGUGGCAAAAUGGCUUAAGGACAACAAAGUCAAGGUAUUGGAGUGGCCAUCACAAAGCCCUGACCUCAAUCCUAUAGAACAUUUGUGGGCAGAACUGACAAGUGUGUACGAGCAAGGAGGCCUACAAACCUGACUCAGUUACACCAGCUCUGUCAGGAGGAAUGGGCCAAAAUUCACCCAACUUAUUGUGGGAAGCUUAUGGAAGGCUACCUGACACGUUUGACCCAAGUUAAACAAUUUAAAGGCAAUGCUACCAAAUACUAAUUGAGUGUAUGUAAACUUCUGACCCACCGGGAAUGUGAUGAAAGAAAUACAAGCUGAAAUAAAUCAUUCUCUCUACUGUUAUUCUGACAUUUCACAUUCUUAAAAUAAAGUGGUGAUCCUAAUUGACCUAAGACAGGGAAUUUUUACUAGGAUUAAAUGUCAGGAAUUGUGAAAAACUGAGUUUAAAUGUAUUUGGCGAAGGUGUAUGUAAACUUCCGACUUCAACUGUAGGCUUGCGAUAACAAAGGGGUUGACUACUUACUGACUCAAGACAUUUCAGCUUUUCAUUUUUAAUUAAUUUGUAAACAUUUCUAAAAACAUAAUUCCACUUUGACUUUAUGGUGUAUUGUGUGAAGGCCAGUGACACAAAAUCUCAACACAACACAAUGUGGAAAAAGAGUGUGAAUAUUUUCUGAAGUGAACAUUUUCACACCCAUUGACUUUUUCCACAUUUUGUUGUGUUAUAGCCUGAAUUUAAAAUCGAUUAAAUGUAGAUUUUUUUUGUCACUGGCCUACACACAAUAACCCAUAGUGUCAAAGUGGAAUGAUGUUUUUCUGAAUUUUUUUAAAUGAAUUAAAAAUGAAAAGUUGAAAUGUCUUGAGUCAAUAAGUAUUCAACUCAUUUGUUAUAUACCCCACACAUACAAUUAUGUGUAAGGUCCCUCAGUCAAGCAGUGAAUUUCAAACACAGAUUCAACCACAAAGAUCGGGACUUUUUCCAAUGCCACGCAAAGAAGGGCACCUAUUGGUAGAUGGGUAAAUAUUUAAAAGCAGACAUUGAAUAUCCCUUUGAGCAUGGUGAAGUUAUUAAUUAACCUUUGGAUAGUGUAUCGAUACAGGCGUCCUUCCUAACUCAGUUGUUGGAGAGGUAGGAAACUGCUCAGGGAUUUCCCCAUUAGGCCAAUGGUGACUUUAAAACAGUUACAGAGUUUAAUGGCUGUGAAAGGAGAAAACUGAGGAUAGCUCAACAACAUUGUAUUACUCCACAAUACUAACCUUAUUGACAGAGUGAAAAGAAGGAAGCCUGUACAGAAUAAAAAAAUUCCAAAACAUGCAUCCAGUUUUAAAACAAAGCACUAAAGUAAUACUGCAAAAAAUGUGGUAACGCAAUUAACUUUUUGUCCUGAACACAAAGUGUUAUGUUCGAGGCAAAUCCAAUACAACACAGUACUGAGUACCACUCUCAAUUCUUUUGACUUCCUUACCAAGAAGACAGUGAAUGUUCCUGAUUUGCUGAGUUACUGUUUUUACUUAAAUUUGCUUGAAAAUCUAUGGCAAGACCAGAAAAUGGUUGUCUAGCAAUGAUCAACAACCAAUUUGACAGAGCUUGAAGAAUUUUUAAAAUAAUAAUGGGUCAAUAUUGUACAAUCCAGGUGUGCAAAGCUCUUAGAGACUUACCCAGAAAUACUCACAGCUGUAAUCGCUGCCAAAGGUGACUGUAAGAUUAAUUGACUUAGGGCUGUGAAUACUUAUGUAAAUGAGAUAUUUCUGUAUUUCAUUUUCAAUAAAUUUGCUAACAUUUGUAAAAACAUGUUUUCACUUUGUCAUUAUGGGGUAUUGUGUGUGGAUGGCUGAGAAAAAUAUUUUUAAUAAAUGUUGAAUUCAUGCUGUAACGACAAAAUGUGGAAUAUUUCAAGGUGUAUGAACACUUUCUGAAGGCACUGUAUGUGUUCAGGAAUGGACAGAGGGGAUAUAGAAUAGUGGAGCUGAGUGGACUAUUAACCCUACAGUACAGAGAGAACCUGUUCCAUCACUUACAGUAGCCUACCUCCUCUUUCACUGCUGUGGGCAGUGACUAUGUAAACACUGCACAUCCUGAGAGCAUUCAAUACAUUGUUGUAUGAGAGAGAACAACUAAAUUCACAUUCACAUAGUUUGCCAUGAACAUAGGGCAGUAUCAACGUUAGCACAGUUGAAUCCCAAGACAUUAGACGCAAUCAGUAAGAUUAUGUAGAGAAAACAAUACUGUAUAUAAAAAAGACAACGUAACACUUUUUGGAGGACUGAGACAGGAUGGUCUUUGCUAUUGUUCCCAAUUGCACCUUUAACACUAUAUACUGUCGUUUGCAGAAAAUUCAUAUUUCAACAGGAAAAGCAAACGUCAAAACUAUCUUUUAAACCAUAGAGAGGGCCACUCAGAGGCCUAAUCAUAAGACAAGACGUCCAGUCACGUCAGUGUUGUUAACCUGCUGGUGUUCUGUUGGCCCCUCCCCCCAGGCCUUUGAGGAUGUGUACAUAAAUAAGAGGAAGACCAUCAAGAUCAUCCUAGAGUACGCAGACAGCGUGUUCACCUAUAUCUUCAUCCUGGAGAUGGUGCUCAAAUGGGUGGCCUAUGGCUGGGUCAAAUACUUCACCAACGCCUGGUGUUGGCUGGACUUCUUCAUUGUGGAUGUAAGUAACUUCUCCAAUGGACUCUAUGUUACUUCCUGCCUCCUCUUAUGAUUUCCUUCCUCCAUCUUUCCAUCCUUUAUUCUAUUGUGCUGGUCUCUCUUUUAAUCUCUUUUUAUCUCUCUUGCUUUGUCUUCUUCAUGUUCUUCUUCUCUGGCUAUGUCUUUUAUGUAUCUUGCUCUCUCUCUGUCAGUCUUCGUUUUAUGAGAGAUGAUGAGCUUUGCUCUCAUCUUCCCAUGUUGGAUGCUGUUUCCCUUCAACCACACUGUAGUUGUAACCAGAUUACUCUUUGUUCCUGAUCUGAGACAACUUUGAUAAUAAGGGACUUGAAUAUUGAUUGCAGAUGCUGGGUUAUGGACAUGACAUCAAAUCAUUACCUAUUGACAUAGAACAUUUAGCAGGCAUAGCAAAACCCUCCCUUCUUCCCAUAAAUAUACUCUGUAUAGUAUGUAACUCAAACAUUUGCCAAUUCGACUGCUUCGUCAACAAAAUUCGACCAAUCAUUUAAGUGGAUUUUAUUUAAUUGAAUGCUCCACUUAGUCUCCAGCUGAAAUGUUGAAAAGCCUGGCAUCAUUCAUUGAUAUUAAGGCCUUUCCCGUUGUGUCUCUCUACCCUGUUUAACUAACUCUAUGGGCUAGUGUGUUAUCUGUUGCUGUUUAGUUGACCUAUCUUGUCGUUGCUGUGAGUGAACCGCUGUAAUAUGGAAUAUUACAGCCUGGAAUGGGAGGUGUGGUAUUAGCAGUGAGUCAACAAUGUGGUUUACAGUAGCACGUUACUACGUAAACAACAAAGGGGAUGGUAGGGGUGGGGGGUAGGGGUGACAGGCAGGACGGGAAAUGGGAUGGCGGGGACUGUCAACAAUUUUUAACAUUUAUAUAAGGUGUACAUUUCAAGAAAAAGUCAAAGAAAAAUGUUACGCUGUCCCCAUGGGACACAUCACAAUGCCAUACAAGCUCUCUUCGGUUCUGGUGUUGCAAUGUGGGGGGUUUUCAUCCAGUGUUGCUUUGCCCAGUAACAUUUUUCUACUGUUAUGUAAAGAAGGCUGUGGUGUCUGUAUCUUCCCGUGUCUCUGGAAGAGCAAAUGUAAAGUUAUCUUUUGCCCUUGAUUUGUCCUGUUGGAUGUGUUGUGUUGGGUCAUGUGAUGGAUGGUAAGUCAAGUCAUGACUUCUGAGUCAAACCUUAAACUCCAUUAUCAACUAAUGUCUUCUCAAUCCUGAUGGUUUGUGUAUGUGUUAAUGUCUGUGCUCGGUUUUGUGGGAGUGCGUGUGUGUGUGUGUUUGUGUGUGUUUGUUGGUAUUUGUGUGCCUGCCUGUGUAUUGUGGGUUACUCAGAAGGUGCAUGUCUCUCUCCUCAGUUUCUCCUUGCAGAGCCAGAGGAGGGAGGCAUGGCGGCCACUCCCCACCUUUACUACAGGGGGCAUCAAGCAGACAGAAGCUGAAGGUGACCAUCACCCCAAAGAGCAACGACAGUGUAGUAGCCUAGAGGACAGUGGAAGCUUUAGUGUGCCAUUAUAAAAGCCAGUGGACAUACAUGGACAAAGGCUGUGUGUAUAUGUGAUAGAGAUCAUUUUCUUUGAGAAAAAGAAACCCAUGGCAAAGAAGAGCAUAGUGUCAUAGGAAGUACUCAGUACAUUAUAGAUAUAGCUAAUGUACAUUUUCAUGACUGAGUGAAACUGAAAGAUCAGCUAUUUCUCAAAGACAGCCUUUGUCAACAGUUCCCAGAAGAGAAUAAGUCUGUCCCUUCAGAGCUGUAAUAAAGUAUAGUAUUUGUCAUUGGUAGACAUAUUUGCAAAUCCCUUUGAAUGAAACUGUCCCCUGUUUCUCAAUGCCCAUCUGACAGUCCAGAGUCCUAUGCCAUUUGAUGAGGAAUACAAACAGAGGAAGAUGUUUGCCCUUGACCCAAAUCCCCCCCUGCCAGUAUCACAUUAUCAUGGAUGGUCAUGGGAGACAGAGGGGAAGGGAGCUCAAGUUUUUUAACAGGCGUGGUGUCCCGUGCUCUCUGUGCCUCUUUGACUCAUUGUGCCUCUCUGUCCUGUAACUACUCUACCACUGUGUCAAACCACAUCUUGCGUCCCUUGCGUCACCUUAUGUAGGCUAUGGCUCCCUCAUGAGUUCCAUUUGUGGUCUAGAAUAGAACUAAAUGUGAGUAUGAGAUGGCUCAGGGAUGUGCACAUUCAACCUGUACCUUCUCUCGCAGGUACCUGUAACCGUGUCUCUCUUAAAAUUAAAAGGGGUGUUGUACUGCAGACGAGAGGGACUUGGCUUGGGGGCCGGUGGUUGAGGGGCCAGGGUAAGGUUCUUGUGGUUUUGUCUCGGGACUCUCCCUUUCACAGGUUGUCCUCUCUCCUACUCGUCCCCACUACCGCCCUCACCCUCCUGGCUCCCAUCUCCAUUCUUAUACUCAACUGGUACUUUGUGAAUUUUGUGAAUAUUGUACAUAUACUGUGUCUUGUGUCAUAUUAAGUGAAUUUUUGUGAACGCAUUUCUCCUCUCCAAUUUCCCAUUUGUUUGAUUCUGCUACCUCUUUUUCUCUCCACUUAUUUUCCCCCUAUUUCUCUGUCAACCACAAGUUUCUAACCAGGUAUACUAUAGAGCUUAUUUUCAAGCUUCACCUGCGUUACAAACUAAACCAAAACAACAAUCAAAAUUGGUCCAGUAGAGUCUAUCUCUCUGUUACCCUUUCUAACUGUUUGGACCCUCUCUCUUCCUUCUCUCUUCCUCUCUCUGUCUCUGUAUAGGUUUCUAUAAUCACUCUUAUAGCUAAUGCGAUGGGCUACUCCGAUCUAGGGCCCGUUAAAUCACUACGGACAUUGAGGGCCUUGAGGCCCCUUAGGGCCCUGUCUCGUUUUGAAGGGAUGAGGGUAAGAUCUAAAACACCAGGCAGCUGGUCCUUCUGCAUGUCCAUUCAACAGUUACAGCACCAAUGCAUGCUAUAAUGAACUAGACAAGAUGAUCAUGGACAGCACUCACCUCAACUUAGCUAACAUUUCCCCAGCCUAAUCCAAACCAACAUCCAAACGGAGAUUCAGGGAAAACAAAAAUCGGACAUUUAUUGAUUUAUCAAGAAGAGUCCCCACGCUUGUCUCAAAGCAGCACAAUGGCGCUGUCCCAAUCAAAACGGUGCUGAAAUUACCAUCUAGUUGACCACACGUGGGUAGGUAAUUGCUUCAAAUUAUUACAAGGAUUGGAUGACUUUGGGAGUUUCAGUAAGCAACAAUUUGAUAGGCCUACAUGCCUUCAAUUGCAUUAUCCUACUUUAUUCCAAUAUUUUCGUCAUUCAGUGAUAUUUAUUUACCACAGUAAGUAUUUAUGGAUCCAUCUAGUUGUGGUUAAGAAAACAGUUCAUGCUUAGUGGUGGGAGAUGCGGAGAGAUGGACAAAGUGGCAUGCCUUGCAAAGUUUAGAACUGGCAGGAGGAUGGUUAAUGUGCACUGCCUAGCAACCAUCAAGAGUUUAAGAGCGUAGUGCAUGCCAAAGCCACCUCAGCAUUACGGCUACGUUUCAUACUAAGCCGUAGGCAGAACUUUACCGAAAUGCUAGGUCGUUUGGCGGAAAUAAAAGUUUUGGCUUUGAUACCUGCAAGAGGCAAUGCCUUUGAGAUAUAAAGAAAAGGCAGAAAAAAGUUGGCGGUAUGAUAAAGUUGGCAGAAAAACGUCUUAGUAUGAAAGGGAUACAAGUUUAUUAUCAAUAUUUGCGCCUAAAGACUUUUCCACUCUCAUUUCUUGCAUUAUACAUUUUACAGACACAAAAAGAUCCCACCAUGUCAAACGGAACAAAUUAUCUGCAGACAUUUAUAAAAUUAUCAUAGCUGUCGUGAUUUUAUUUUAUACAGUAUGACUUUACUCGCAUUAAAACUGUGGAUGGAAAUGUGGUUAGUGACACGCCAUUUGCAUGAAAAUAUAUCAUUUCAGAAAGUCAUGGUGCAGCUGAUAAAAUAAGAAAGCAAUGAUUAUCUAAAAUAUGGAUUGAUAUAGUAUCAGUUUGAAAGGAAUUUCAGGUUAAUUGUAAUGAUAAAAUGUUGAUUGGUAAAAUGGCAAUAUGUUGCAAAGCUGCCUCAUUACAAUGUCAAAACAGAGUAGAGAUGUAGAACUUGUGAAAGAAGACUGGAGAAUGAAAUCACUCAUCCCAUAUGAAUGGUAUGUAAUUUUAUCCACUGAAAUUAGCAAUCUAUUGUACUUAAUUUAGAGCUCUCACUUUUACUAUCGAGGGCUUUCAAGCAAGAGAUCCUCCCUGUACCCUGUUCCUUCAACUACUGUUUCACGUGUCUCACUCUAACCUUCCAAUGUAACACAUGACUUACAAGAAUCACCCCAGAAAACAUGACCCUAUUGGACCCAUGUGGGUAUUCAGUGGGCAAGGUGUGCACGGGCUAGCCCACACCAAGCCCACACCAGCCCAACAUGGGCUAGCCCAGCACAGGCUAGCCCACACCAAGCCCACACCAGCCCAACAUGGGCUAGCCAUCACCAACCCAACAAAGGCUAGCCCACAUGAACCCCACACCAGCCCAACAUCACAGAGUUUUCAAACCCAGAGGCCCAACAGGACGAUAUUUUGACAGACCAGACCGGGGUUUGGGAUGUCAAUGAGAGAAGUGAAAAAUGUGUCCUUAGUUGUAAAAAUUCAAUUUCUAAAAAAGUAUUAAAGUAGCUGAACAUGUAAUUACUCCAACCUUGUGAAAGUGACAAACUGACAUGUUUUAAUUUUGAUCAAAACAACUUCAUAUCGAAGGAGUGUCUUUGAUUUGACGGCAUGCACAGUUCGGUGCGACCCGACUGUUAGACCCAAUGACGUGUUUCAGCACAUGAGCUUAGCUAGCUAACGUCGCCAUGACAUCGCCUACAAGUAUGAUCAGGGAUUUAUAUUGGAGAAGCAGUUUCUGGGCUUUUUCAUACUAAUCCAUCUUUAAUGACAUGGGCUAGCCAUCACCAGCACCAGCCCAACACAGGCUAGCCCACACCAAUCCCACACAUAGCCAAACACAGGCCAUCCUACACCAACCUAACACAGGCUAGCCCACACCAAGUCCACAUCAGCCCAACACAGGCCAGCCUACACCAGCCCAACACAGGCUAGCCCACAACAAACUCACACCAGCCCAGCAUGGGCUUUCCCACACCAAGCCCACACCAGCCCAACACGGGCUAGCCUGUGUUGGGCUGGUGUGGCUAGCCCGUGUGCACACCACACCUACAAAUAUUCUAAUGAGCCCCCACCUCUACAUUAUGAAGUAGCUGGUGUGGGCUAGCCCAUGCUGGGCUUGAUGUGGGCUAGCCUGUGUUGGGCCUGUGUAGGCUGGCCCACAGCAAGCUCAACAUCGGAAAUACAAAACAUGACAAGUAACAAAACACGGAUACACUAAUAGACACAGUCACACAAAUAAAAAAUACAACGAUGUACAAACAAUACGACAACAAAAAAUAUAAAAUUUAAAUGUAUGUGUGCGUUAGUGUGUCUGUGUGUGCGUUUGUGUGUGUGUCCCCUCACAGUUCCUGCCAUUCACGGUAAACGCUGCAUAUGUCGUCUCAAUCGGAAAUUACCUUUUAGUUUCUAUCCCGCAAUCUGUAAAGCUUCAGCGAUACAGAUUGAAUAGAGCCCUAAACCUCCAUAAUACAGGAUCAUUGUGCUAAUAUUUGACUGAUAAUGCCUGAAACAUUUACUCCAACAUGCAUGUAAUACACAUACACCAGAGAGCCAUGUUUCCCUUCUUGGCAACAGCAGUCGACAAUAACAGAAAAACAGAACAACAACCACUGACAAUAGUAGUAGUUUAUUUGUUAUUUUUACACUCACUUAUUGAUAAGGUACACUCAUAACAUCUUCAAAGAAUUUAGUAGGCUUAGUUACGAAGAGGGAACCAGGUCCAUCAUUACAUUAUUAUGAUAUCCAUUUAGUGAGGUUAACUCCCUAGUCUACUCAUCAAGGUAACUAAAUAGGUGUAGUUAUUGAGGUCAUUUGCCAUAAUCACUACACAUGAGGGAAACCUUCAGCAAAGUCCACUCAUCUCAGUUCUGACUGUCUUGUCAAGGUGGGAACAUGGCUCUGUAAAUGAUCCUGUAUGACUGUGCAUGCCAAGCUCAGCUCAGCUGUCUAAGAGCUGCUGGAUGUCCUGCAUUAAAACAUCAAAUGUACAGAGGAAUAGGAGGGGGGGGGCAUGGUUUGGGGAGAGGUGGAAGUGUCAGACGCUUUCCAGACGCUUUCCAUUGUACUGCUGUUGUGACAGAUUGGCCAGACAUUCUAUGGCUGAGAUAUGUGGAUAGGCCUACUCUCUUAGAAUUAGUGGAGUUCCUUAAGAAACCAUUGCUAGUCAAUGGUUCAUAUUUGCGCCUUUGGUUAUUCGAGGGGUUCUUGGAAUAACCUUUAAUGUUUCAAUGUAGCAAAGAGUUCCUGAAGAAACCCUGGACUGGAGGCAUGGCUUAGUAGGGGCAUGGCUUUCAGAUAUUUUUAGACCACCCGUAAGAGUAUAUGUAAUUCCAGGUCAUCUGAUCUAUUGUCAUCACCUUAUGGUGGAGCACUGACAGUUUUGUAACGUCAAUUAGGCUUAGAGAGAUCAUUCAAGAGCCUAUGCAAAUCCUAAAGUUGAAGCAGUUACCACUUUAUGUAAUCACCAAUGUUAAGAAAAAAUCAUUAUUGACUUGUUUACAUUUUCACAUUACAUCUAUCAUAAAUAAACUGUCAACAAAUGUCAAACUUUCAGGAACUCAAUAUACAUAAUUUACCGUUUGAAAGCAGUUAGAGUUAAUAAAGAUCAGUUGUGCAGGGUUGGGAUGGGUCCUUAAAAAAUAAGUCUCAUCCUGUUGUUCCGAACCCUGUUGGCCCCCAGAGGAGCCUCUCCCCAGGCGCCGCGGCGCAACCAGCCCGUUCAAGCCACCAGGACCGUGUGUGCAUGUGCGUGUUCAGUGUUCUGUCACCCUCCCUGAAUGGCACGUGCGACAUCCCAUCCUUGCGUCACUGCAGCCUGUAUUGCCGCGCCAGACACACCAGGAUGGACCUUGGCACUGGCUCGGCCAAGCAGAACAGACCAAACUGCGCAAGAUGUUGACGCAACGGACCCAUUAACUCAAAACCCUGCACAGUAGAUGAAAAAUAAGCUAUAGACAAGCCACAUGUGAGAACACACAUUCAACAGCCAAUACUGUGGUUAUCAAAGUUGAAAAAGGAUAGUGCUGCCUAAGGGUCUGACCCCCGUCUGCUUCUUUGCAUCAAACACAGAUGGUGAAUCCCAAACCACUCCCUACUAACUCGAUCGGCGGGCCCUCCGUUGUCAUGUGUUGCUGACACAACUCCGAGGGUAACUUCCAGAGAGUGGCGAAGUUAUCAAUAAACCCAUCAUCUUCGGAACACACUCCUGACUUGAAUGAUGCAAUUCAUGUUCCAUUUUUAAAUAAUGAAACGAGCCUGAAAUUCAAAUGAACAAAUCCCCUCUGUUGUUUUACAAGAUAUAGCCUAAACUUGAGUAACAAUUAAACAUUUAAUUUGGGAGGUAUUUCAUCUGUUACGUGUCAAGUCUCGAAAUCUGAAAAACAAAUGCACGUGACAUAUUAGGCACGCCUCCAUUCUUUUGUAUCUCCAAACAUAUUGCAGUGCGUGUCAGGAUAGCACUUCGCUGUGUAGCCUGCAGCCUUGCUGGCUCAGUUGAUGUGGCUAUCCGAGGGUCUAAUUAGCCCUUACCACUCAAUAAUUUUCACUCCCUCAGCUUUGGGACACUUGUGAAAAUGGCAGAGCCGUGUGAACGCGCAAAUGGAGGGGCGAGAGGAAGGGGGUGAUUUGGGAUUUAGCCAGCAAAAAAUUUAGAAAUCACACAUAAAUGGCAACAAUACAUUUUCGAGGGUUGGGUUUGGCUCUGGCUGCCUGCCUGCCAGGCGAUGCCCAUUCCCAUCCCCCACCCAUCCCCCACACAACCUCCACAGAAAUUGCAAGUUCUGCAGUACUGGUACUCCGGAAAGGAGUGGGCCAGUCCCCUGCACACCACCUGCUCAAGUCCUUUUGUUCUCCCGAUCUGGAAUACCUCACCGUCAAAUGCCGACCACAUUAUCUCCCGAGAUAAUUUUAUUUGAUCAUCGUCACUGCCUUGUAUAUUCCACCCCCCCCCCCUUUGAGAGGCAAGUUAAGGACCACCUUACCCAACACCCUAGACCCACUACAAUUCGCAUAUCGCCCCAACAGAUCCACAAACGACACAAUCAUCCUAUCCCACCUGGACAAGAGAAAUACCUAUGUAAGAACGCUGUUCAUCAACUUAGGCUUCAACAUCAUAGUGCCCUCCAAGCUCAUCACUAAGCUCAGGGCCUUGGGCCUGAACCUUUCCCUGUGCAACUGGGUCCUGGACUUCCUGACGGGCCAACCCCAAGUGGUGAAGGUAGGCAACUACACCUCCGCCACGCUGAUCCUCCCUGUUCACCCAUGACUGCGUGGCCACGCACGUCUCCAACUCAAUCAUCAAGUUUGCUGAUGACACAACAGUGGUAGGCCUGAAUACCAACAACUAUGAGACAGCCUACAGGGGGCGGUGAGAGCCCGGGCAGAGUGGUGCCAGGAAAAUAAUCUCUCCCUCAUACAGCAACAAAACGAAGGAGCUGAUCAUGGAUUACAGGAGACAGCAGAGAAAGCACACCCCCAUCCACAUCGACAGGGCUGCAGUGGAGAGGGUCAAACGCUUCAAGUUCCUCUGCGGCCACAUCACUAACAACCUGAAAUGCACCUAUAGUUCCCUCGACAGCCACUCCACCUGGUUGCCAAAAAACAAGAAGAAACAAAGGUAAAUCUGAACAAAAUACAAUAUUAACAAAAUUCUACUUAAAUCAAAAGGCACCCUUCUAACCACUUGAGCUUAGUCAAAAGGCAUCAAAUGAAUAUCAUCAUAUAAUAUUUAUGUAUGUUACAUAUUCCAAUAAAAUUGAAGUACAAACUUAACAAGAUCAACAAGAAUGACAUUUACUCUAAUGGGUGGCCAAAAAUAACUAUCUGAAAGCCACGCCUCCAAUAAGCCACAUCUCCAAUCUUAUAAUAGGCUGCCACCUCUUCAAUAUAUUAUUAAAAAGGUUCAAAAUUGAAACCUUCUCAUUAAAGAAAAUGCAGGUUUGAACCUUUACACAGGGAUUUCUUGAAGACUUUUCAGAGGGGUUCCUCAAGGAACAUUUUGACCUGGAAAGGUUCCACCGGCGUGGCAAUUUUUUAAACCUCAAAAGGUUAUUCUAGGCAUCUUUACUUCAAAGAGUGUAUAUGAUCUGCAAACUCAUUAUCAAUAGGUACACCUGAUUUAUGCAAAAAUGGGACCUCAAUCCCAGUAUUCACUGUGCUUCGCCGAUUUAACACCAGUACACCUCGUUGGUGAAAUCAGUUGCAUAUGAGUAAUAGCAACAUAUAAGGAAAUAGUCAAGAUAAAAAAGUACAAGGCGAUAGUCAAGAUAAACCAAACUGAUGUGCAACUCACGUAAGGUAUAUGACCAUUAUCUCUGAGAGGGAGUGGGUUUAUGUUUGAAUAUAUGUAUGAGUUGUAUCUCAUGCUGCUCCUGUUUCCCUGGUCACGUGUGUAGGUGGUGGUGAAUGCCUUGGUGGGAGCCAUCCCCUCCAUCAUGAAUGUGCUGCUGGUGUGCCUCAUCUUCUGGCUCAUCUUCAGUAUCAUGGGGGUAAACCUGUUUGCAGGGAAGUAUUAUUACUGCUUCAACGAGACCUCAGAGGAGAACUUUAAACCGGACGUUGUCAACAACAAGACAGAGUGCUUUGCACUAAUCAACGCAAAUUACAGUGAGGUCAGAUGGAAGAAUGUCAAGAUUAACUUUGACAAUGUGGCUGCAGGAUACCUGGCUCUUUUACAAGUGGUAAGUACAAGGUCUUUCCUAUUGAUGUUCUGACUUUUCACUCCUUUGGCCGCUUGCCCCUCUCAUUGUGGAGAAGGUCAAAGUUGAACGGUAGUUAGACUGCAGAAGUCAAUAAUCAUAUUUUUCAGUCAAUAGCUUCCUACUGUACCUCUAUCUCCUUCAUCUUGUAAUUUCACUCAUUCCUUUUCAACACCUCAUCCUAAUUUCCUUUAUUUCCACUUAACCUUAAUUCUUCUUCCUCACUUUUCUUUCCCCCUUUUUCUCUCAUGACUCUAUAUAUCCCCUCUCUCACAGGCCACAUUUAAAGGCUGGAUGGACAUAAUGUAUGCCGCCAUUGAUUCUCGGAAGGUAAGCCUGACAAUUGAGAUUUGUCUCCCUUUUGUUUGGUGAUCGGUAUUGUGUGAACAGAUGUAACAUGUUCCUGAAUAACCUACCAAUACUAACUUGUUGCGAAAGGGACUUUUAAACCUACGAAGGGGAAUGUAAUGAGGGAGAGUUUGGAGUUUGAAUGUGUUUUUCCUGUUCUCUGUAGGUGGAGGACCAGCCGAUCUAUGAAGACAACAUCUACAUGUAUAUCUACUUUGUUGCCUUCAUCAUCUUUGGCUCUUUCUUUACCCUCAAUCUCUUCAUUGGUGUCAUCAUUGACAACUUUAACCAGCAAAAGAAAAAGAUAAGACCUCUUUUCCUUAUUCAAGUUUCAAGUUUUAAUGUCACAUGCACAAGUACAGUGAAAUGCCUAUCUUGCAAACUCAAAACCCAACAAAAAAUACACAAUAAAGUAAGUAAGCAUACUAUAUACAGGACAUAUUUUUUUAAAAGUCAGUUCCAAUACCAUAUUUAUAAUGUGCAGGAAUAGUGGAGUGAUGGCCGUAGAUUAUGUAUAGGGGUAAGGGGACUAGGCAACAGGAUGUAAGAUAAACAGAGUAGCAGCAGCUUGUACAGUAUGUGAGUGGGUGUGUAUAAAUGUAUGUGCAUAUUAUGUGUGAGCAAGCAAAUUCCUUGGACCUGUUAAUAAGAUCAAACUAUACUGAACAAAGAUAUAAACGCAACAUGUAACAAUUUCAAAGACUUUACUGAGUUACAGUUUAUGUAAGGAAAUCAAGUCAAUUGAAAUAAAUUCAUUAGGCCCCAAUCUAUGGAUUUCACAGAUAUGUAUCUGUUGGUCACAGAUACCUUAAAAAAAAUGGGCCUCACAAUGGCCGCAGGAUCUCGUCACGGUAUCUCUGUGCAUUCAAACAGCCAUCGAUAAAAUGCAAUUGGGUUUGUUGUCCGUAGCUUAUGCCUGCCCAUACCAUAACCCCACCGCAACCAUUGGGCACUCUGUUCACAAUGUUGACAUCAGCAAACCACUUUCCCACCCGACGCAAUACACGAGGCCUGCGGUUGUGAGGCUGGUUAGACAUACUACUAAAUUCUCUAAAACGACAUUGGAAGCGGCUUAUGAUAGAGAAAUUAACAUUCAAUUCUUUGGCAACAGCUCUAGUGGACAUUCCUGCAGUCACUAUGCCAAUUGCACGCUCCCUCAAAACUUGAGACAUCUGUGACAUUGUGUUCUGUGGCAAAACUGCACAUUUUAGUGGCCUUUUAUUGUCCCCAGCACAAGGUGCAUCAGUGUAAUGAUCAUGCUGUUUAAUCAGCUUCUUGAUAUGCCACACCUGUCAUGUGGAUGGAUUAUCUUGGCAAAACAGAAAUGCUCACUAACGGGGAUGUAAACAAAUUUGUGCACAAAAUUUGAGAGAAAUAAGCAUUUUGUGCAUGUGGAACUUUUCUGGGAUAUUUUAUUUCAGCUCAUGAAACAUGGGACCAACACUUUACAUGUUGCAUUUAUAUUAUUGUUCAGUGUAGGUUAAGAACAAGUUCACCAAUUCUUUGGCUCAACAAGGUUGUAACCAGAUGUUUUCUUGUGUCAUUUUACUUUGGAGGUCAGGAUAUAUUCAUGACAGAGGAGCAGAAGAAAUACCACACUGCCAUGAAAAAACUUGGCUCAAAAAAACCACAAAAACCUAUACCAAGACCACUGGUGAGUCUCUUCCUUUUACCCAAGGGCUACUUUGGGGGAGGCGUAAAUUAGGCAUUUUCUCAUUAAGGUAACAUUCAAAAGACAUGUCGAAAACUAAACUUUACUAACCAACAGACUUUCAGAAUGUCCCCUAACCAAAUGUGCCUCGCUUUAAUUUGUUAAAUCUACUAACGUUUCUUUAUCCAUCCUCCGUUCCUUUCUCUAUUUUCUCUCAGAAUAACUUUCAGGGCCUGGUAUUUGACUUCGUGACGCAGCAGGUGUUUGAUAUAUCUAUUAUGAUGUUGAUCUGCCUCAACAUGGUGACCAUGAUGGUGGAGACGGACGCUCAGUCAGAAGAAACUGACAAUAUCCUCUACUGGGUCAACUUUGUCUUCAUUGUUAUUUUUACUACUGAGUUUGUGUUGAAACUCUUUGCCCUUCGCCACUACUACUUCACCAUUGGGUGGAACAUCUUUGACGUGGUCGUGGUCAUUCUCUCAAUUGUUGGUCAGUAGUGAUUUCAUCCCUUUCAAAUCAAAUCAAAUCAAAUGUUAUUGUUCACAUACACAUGUUUAGCAGAUGUUAUUGCGGGAGUAGCGAAAUGCUUGUGUUUCUAGCUCCGACAGUGCAGUAAUAUCUAACAAGUAAUAUUUAACAAUGUCAGAGCAAUUUCCUCCUACAUUCAGUUGCCUAUUGUCUUCCAUGCCUGGUAUUUGAUUGCUAGAACCUGAAUUGCCGUUUUAAUUCAAAGUACUAGAAAUGGGAUGCUCUAUUUUCUAUCAAAAAUCAUCUGUCUAGAAGUAUCACAUUAUUAGGACAUUUGAGGCCUGGGAAAGUGAGAUCAUGUGUUAACAUCUCCCCCUAGUGGCCCACCAGUCACAGGACAGUUUGUAUUAUUAUUAUUAUUAUUAUUAUUAUUAUUUAAAAAAUAUAUGUAUGACAGAAUGUUAUGGUUUUAAGGAAAGAUUGCAGAACAUAUCAGCAAUCAUACAUUUCUCCCUAUCCUCUUCUUUCUCUGUCUGCUUCUCUAUCCAGGCAUGUUCCUCGCAGAAAUCAUUGAGAAGUACUUUGUCUCUCCAACCCUCUUCAGGGUGAUCCGACUGGCCCGAAUCGGCAGAAUCCUGCGUCUGAUCAAAGGGGCCAAGGGCAUUCGGACUCUACUGUUUGCUCUGAUGAUGUCACUUCCUGCCCUGUUCAACAUCGGGUUGUUACUCUUCCUGGUUAUGUUCAUCUUCUCUAUUUUUGGCAUGUCUAACUUUGGCUAUGUCAAGCAUGGGGCAGGAAUCGACGACAUGUACAACUUUGAGACAUUUGGCAACAGCAUGAUCUGCCUGUUUAUGAUCACCACUUCUGCCGGCUGGGACGGUUUGUUGUUACCAAUCCUCAACUAUCCCCCAGACUGUGACCCACAACUGGAGAACCCAGGUGCACCAAAUACGGGUGACUGCGGCAACCCCUCGGUAGGAAUUUUCUUCUUUGUCAUGUACAUUAUCGUCUCCUUCCUAAUCGUGGUCAACAUGUACAUUGCCAUCAUCCUUGAGAACUUCGGCGUUGCAACUGAAGAGAGUGCCGACCCACUCAGCGAAGACGACUUCACGACCUUCUACGAAAUAUGGGAGAAGUUCGACCCAGACGCCUCGCAGUUCAUCACCUAUGGCAAGCUUGGUGACUUUGCGGACUACCUCGAGCACCCGCUCCGCGUUCCAAAGCCCAACACCAUCGAGCUGAUCUCCAUGGACUUGCCCAUGGUGAGCGGGGACCGGAUCCACUGCCUCGACAUUCUGUUUGCAUUCACCAAGCGGGUACUAGGCGAUACCGGAGAGCUGGACAUGCUAAGGGAUCAAAUGGAACAACGCUUUAUUGCGGCGAACCCGUCCAAAGUGUCUUAUGAGCCUAUUACCACUACUCUGAGGCGCAAGCAGGAGGACGUGUCGGCCAAAAUCAUACAGCAGGCCUACCGAAACUACCUGGCUAGACGCGGCUUCAAACGCAAGCGCAUACCUGCCAGUAACAAUAAUGUGAAGAAUGGGGGGACGAAUCCGGAAAAGGAAAAGAAGGAGGGCACGCCCUCCACUGCCUCUCUCCCCUCCUAUGACAGUGUCACCAAACCUGACAAGGAAAAACAGGAUGAGAAUGAAGGAAAGGGGGGGAAGAAGGAGGGCAGAAACCAAAAAGCUGUCAGGGAAUCUAAGUGUUAG
Coregonus sp. 'balchen' is the source of this 28933-nucleotide messenger RNA. Lineage: Eukaryota; Metazoa; Chordata; Actinopteri; Salmoniformes; Salmonidae. The record is from the annotation of a GenBank genome assembly.